GCUAUCCCAGCAUGCAACGGGCUUCCCGGCGGCAACGGCGGCACGGUAGCGCGUGGAAGCAAGCUCUGCGUGCGCAUAGUGGAAACGAAAUAAAAUAUUAAAAGAAUAAGAAAAUAAAACAUUUAGGCGAACGCGAGAGGCUAGAAGACGCGAAUUAGGAGUUAAAGAUUUCGGGUGGCUUCGUAGUUUUCAGUUUUAUCUGGUGUUCUUUGGAAUAUCCGCGGCGCUUCUCUGCCUCAGGAUGUCGUUGAUUUGCGCCAUCUCGAACGAGGUGCCCGAGCACCCGUGCGUGUCGCCAGUGUCGAACCAGGUGUUCGAGCGGCGGCUUGUGGAGAAGUACAUCGCGGAGAACGGAGCGGACCCGGUGACGGGCCAGCCGCUGUCCGAGGAGCAGCUCGUCGACAUCAAGGUGUCUCACCCUAUCCGCCCCAAGGCCCCUUCUUCCACCAGCAUUCCUGCUAUUCUCAAAGCACUGCAGGAUGAGUGGGAUGCAGUGAUGCUCCACAGCUUCACACUGAGGCAGCAGCUGCAGACCACUCGCCAGGAGCUAUCGCAUGCCCUGUACCAACAUGAUGCUGCCUGCAGGGUCAUUGCCCGACUUACCAAGGAGGUUACUGCCGCUCGUGAGGCCUUGGCUACGCUGAAGCCACAGGCCGGAUUGGUCGUCCCUCAGGCUGCUCCCGCAUCACAGCCUGUAGCUGUGGGUGCUGGAGGAGAGCCAAUAGAAAUCAGUGAGCAAGUUGGAAUGACCCCUGAGAUCAUACAGAAGCUGCAAGACAAGGCCACUGUCCUUACCACGGAGAGAAAGAAGAGAGGUAAAACAGUUCCUGAAGAACUGGUCAGGGCUGAGGACCUCAGCAAGUAUAGACAAGUGGCAUCUCAUGUUGGUCUGCACAGUGCCAGUGUUCCUGGAAUCCUGUCUUUGGACUUGUGCCCAACAGACACCAACAAAGUUCUCACUGGUGGCGCGGAUAAGAACGUGGUGGUGUUUGAUAAACGAGAGGAGCAGAUUGUGGCCACUCUGAAGGGCCACGCAAAGAAAGUCACCUCUGUUAUCUAUCAUCCUUCCCAGUCGGUGGUUUUCUCUGCAUCUCCGGACAGCACCAUUCGUGUGUGGUCUGUGUCUGGAGGGAACUGUGCACAGGUGAUCCGUGCCCACGAGGCAGGAGUGACAGGACUGUCUCUGCAUGCCACUGGUGAUUACCUGCUGAGCUCUUCUGAGGAUCAGUUCUGGGCAUUCUCUGACAUCCAGACGGGCCGUGUCCUCACCAAGGUUACUGAUGAAACUGCAGGUUGUGCUUUGACUUGUGCGCAGUUUCACCCUGACGGACUCAUUUUUGGAACGGGCACUGCGGAUUCGCAGAUUAAGAUCUGGGACCUGAAGGAGCGCACUAAUGUGGCCAACUUCCCAGGCCACUCAGGACCCGUGACUGCUAUUGCCUUCUCUGAAAAUGGCUACUACCUGGCUACAGGUGCUCAGGAUAGCUCUCUCAAACUUUGGGACUUGAGGAAACUGAAGAACUUCAAGACCAUUACACUUGACAGUGGUUAUGAGGUGAAGUCUCUGGUGUUUGACCAGAGUGGUACGUACCUGGCUGUGGCUGGCUCUGACAUCAGAGUGUAUGUCUGCAAGCAGUGGUCUGAGGUCCUCAACUUCACCGAUCAUUCUGGCCUUGUGACGGGUGUUGCUUUCGGGGAGCAUGCUCAGUUCCUCACCUCUGCUGGAAUGGACAGGAGCCUCAAGUUCUAUAGCCUGUAAAAUGACAGCCUAGAUGGCGGCAGGAACAGAUCGCGAUGGUAUUUUAUUUGGUAUCAAAAUAGUGGUGCGCAUGGGAAGUCCUAGCAGAUACCACCAUGCUUCACAGCAUGAACUGCAUUUAGAUUACUCAGUAGCACCAUGCAGACUCCUUGCUUUUAGUAAUUCCAUCACCCUUUUUUUUUUUUCCCUUCCACUUGAUCUUGGUAGAUUUACUGCAAUCUUUUUUUCCCCCUCCCUUGGCUUUCUGUGGAUGGUGUUGGAGGGUAUGAACUGUAUUUUCAUUUGAUUUUGGUCUGUUCAUUCAUAUGUUUGUUGCUGUAACAGAGUUGCUAAACACUUUUAAAUUUGGCAUAUGCAAAAUUCAAUGUUUCAACUUUUUUUUUUUUUUCCUUUUUUCCCCUGCUUCCUUCAGAUAUUCUACAUCCUGUGUGUGACUAGUGAAUGCUAUGGCUAACAAAUUAUAUUUUUGUGUCAGAUUGUGGCAGCAUCUGUUGGACUUUGAAUCUCAAUAAAUACUUUAAAUCCCA
This is a messenger RNA of Scleropages formosus (Asian bonytongue), 2286 nucleotides long. RefSeq names its product pre-mRNA processing factor 19 (gene prpf19). Gene Ontology annotation, molecular function: ubiquitin protein ligase activity; protein binding. Gene Ontology annotation, cellular component: cytoplasm; Prp19 complex; U2-type catalytic step 1 spliceosome. Gene Ontology annotation, biological process: protein ubiquitination; mRNA splicing, via spliceosome; DNA repair. The record is from RefSeq and is a predicted model, not a curated record. The transcript has 16 exons. Lineage: Eukaryota; Metazoa; Chordata; Actinopteri; Osteoglossiformes; Osteoglossidae. The coding region runs from base 242 to 1759 and encodes 505 amino acids.